AUGGACGAGUUCACUUCAUUUGUCAAUACUGUAAACGGAACUUCCGUCACUGGAAAGGUGACGCAGGGAACAGAUCCAUCGACAAGACAAAAUCUCUGGGAUGUUCCAGUUGCAUCAUCUGAAGACAUCGAGAAUGCAGUUUCUUCGGCCAAAACUGCCUUCACACAGUGGUCCAAGACGUCGUGGUCAGACCGACAGAAUGCCCUGCUGGAUGCACGGGAUGUCUUGAUUUAUCACAAGCCCGCGUUGGCGCGGUUGAUCACAAAGGAAGGGGGGAAGCCAAUUCAAUUUGCCACUCUUGAGGUUGAGCAUUCAAUCAACUUCUUACAGUUCAACGCGAAUCAGGAGCCGCUUCAAGAGCAAGUGAUUCAGGAUGACGACGAAUUGCGAUUAACAAUCCGAGAGAAACCGUUGGGUGUCAUAGCAGCUAUCUGUCCCUGGAAUUAUCCCCUGGUCCUCUCCAUCGCCAAAGUCGCCGCAGCCCUGAUAACUGGAAACACAAUCAUCGUGAAGCCUUCGCCUUUCACGCCUUACUCCAUCUUGAAGGUUGUUGAGCUUCUCCAGGGUGUAUUCCCAGCUGGUGUUCUCCAAGCUCUCAACGGUGAUGACAAGUUAGGGCCUGCACUUUGCCAACAUCCCGGAGUUGAUAAGAUCACCUUUACCGGCUCGACUGCCACGGGAAAGAAGAUCGCCCAGGUGGCUGGGAAUCUUCUGAAGCCCGUCACUCUGGAGCUUGGAGGCAACAGCGCGAGUAUUGUCUGUCCAGAUAUUGAUCCGAAGAUCGUGGCCCCGCAAGUGGCGCUUGGAUCCUUCAUGAACUCAGGUCAGCUUUGCGUUGCUAGCAAACGCGUUUUCGUCCAUGAGGAUAUCUACGACGAGUUCUUGGAGGUGAUGGUCAACACGGUCAAGGAAUGGAAGGUCGCGCCGACUUCGACCCUUGAGUCUGAUAUCAUGCUUGGCCCGAUUCAGAAUGAGAUGCAGUAUAACAUUGUGAAAGGCUUCUUCCAAGACUCUAUUGAGAAUGGGCACUGCUUUGCACUUGGUUCGAAGCCAGAUGAUAGUGGGGAUAACUUCGUCAUCAAGCCUGCGAUUAUCGACAACCCCCCUGAUGACGCCCUCGUUGUUACACAUGAAGCCUUUGGACCUAUUGUGCCACUCAUGAAGUGGAAGACUGAAGACGAAGUUAUCAAGCGAGCCAACAACACGCUAUCAGGUCUGGGAGGAGCCGUUUGGUCAAAGGACGUUGACCAUGCCCAACGGUUAGCAGAUCGCAUUGAGGCCGGUACUAUUUGGAUCAACAGCUUUGAGAAGCCUCUGCCUCAAGCCCAUCUGGCUGGUCAUAAGGAGAGUGGUGUUGGUGGAGAGUGGGGUCGACGGGGUUUGAGUGUGUAUUGUCAGCCCCAGGUGAUUCAUUGUUACAAGUCUAAAGUAUAG
Molecule: messenger RNA, 1434 nt
Organism: Fusarium redolens
Lineage: Eukaryota; Fungi; Ascomycota; Sordariomycetes; Hypocreales; Nectriaceae
Product: aldehyde dehydrogenase domain-containing protein
Exons: 4
Coding region: 1-1434 (477 amino acids)
Molecular function (GO): aldehyde dehydrogenase (NAD+) activity
Source: RefSeq, a predicted model, not a curated record